AUGGAGAUGGAUGAUGUUUUUUUCAACGCCAAGCUCAACAUCUCGGCUGCAGAAGGAGAUGAAACCAGAGGCCUAGUCUUUGAUCGGAAGCCCUUGGUCACGAACCCCUGUAUGACAGUGGCGAAAGUACCAAGGACUCAAAAGGACAUGUCAUUGUAUGUGUUCUACUCCCACUGUUUCCUUCGCCAAGGGGAAAAGCCUCUGAACAAACGGGGCUGGGUGUUCCAAGAGCGAAUACUUUCACCCCGCAUCAUUCACUUCAGCGAAGACCAGGUCUUCUGGGAAUGCUGGUCUCUUAGAGCAUCGGAAAUUUUGCCUCACGGGGCACCCAAUCCCACGUUGACAGAUCAAAAUAAACGUAUCGGGAUAGACUCAACAACAUUUGAUUCACAGGAGAUCAGAUCGCGGUGGUGCGAGCUCGUGGGGACGUACUCAAGUACCUCCCUUAGCUUUGUUAACGAUCAUCUCCUCGGCAUAUCGGCCGUGGCGAAGAGAUUUUGCACAGCGAUGCGCGUACAGCCGUCAGAGUACUUGGCCGGCAUGUGGAAAAAUGACCUUCCACUAUCGAUGAUCUGGCAUCAGGAUUCAAUCCCUGGAAGAGAGGGACCCGCGAAACAUGAGCCUGAUCUCGAGAUGGAACACGCCCCAUCGUGGUCCUGGGCAUCAAUCAUGGCAUCGACCACGAUUGCUGACCUACCGUCAGUCUUGGCAUCGUCCACGAUUGCUGAAUCAUCGUCACUCGUGGCUACCACCUCGGUCAUCAAUAUCGAGAUUCGACGAAGAUCACGAAACUUUUUUGACGGUACAGAUCUUUGUCGACUCCGUCUCCGUGGUCCACUUUGCAAGUUUCGCCGGCACUUGCAGGAUCAUAUCCCUUGGAUUCAGAUUGCGGAGGACACCCCUUUUCAGGAAGUUGACCACUUGGAACACUGGAGACUCAGGUUCAUCCUAAUUUUCUGGGAUACAGCUCGAAGUUUCGCGUCGGAGGAGUACUUCUUGCUGCAUAUUGCUACAAUCGCGACGGACGAAGAGCCCGAGGAAGGACACGGUGUGAUCCUCUUGAGAACAGCUGAGCGUGGGACGUAUAAGCGGGUGGGCGCAUUCUGGCUCCCAAACGCAACUAAGUAUUUUGGCUCAAAACUCGAAGACGCGUUCAAUGGUGAUUUAAAAACCCUUGACACAGAGGACUAUCUCGAAAUCGACUCUGACGGGAAGUACACAAUCGAUGUGAUCUAG
This is a messenger RNA of Diaporthe amygdali, 1236 nucleotides long. RefSeq lists its product as uncharacterized. The record is from RefSeq and is a predicted model, not a curated record. The transcript has a single exon. Lineage: Eukaryota; Fungi; Ascomycota; Sordariomycetes; Diaporthales; Diaporthaceae. The coding region runs from base 1 to 1236 and encodes 411 amino acids.